Elephantulus edwardii (Cape elephant shrew) is the source of this 1785-nucleotide messenger RNA. RefSeq names its product solute carrier family 34 (type II sodium/phosphate contransporter), member 3 (gene SLC34A3). Gene Ontology annotation, cellular component: apical plasma membrane; brush border; vesicle. The transcript has 12 exons. Gene Ontology annotation, molecular function: sodium:phosphate symporter activity. Lineage: Eukaryota; Metazoa; Chordata; Mammalia; Macroscelidea; Macroscelididae. Gene Ontology annotation, biological process: sodium-dependent phosphate transport; intracellular phosphate ion homeostasis. The record is from RefSeq and is a predicted model, not a curated record. The coding region runs from base 1 to 1785 and encodes 594 amino acids.
AUGUCGAGUCCCCUCACUGGAGGCCAGGUCUGCCACCCUACUCUGGACACAGUUGAUCUGGUGGACCGGCAUGAGGGGCAAGCAGGUACCAGGGCCCUCGAGGAGGGGGGCACGGACCCCUGGGCCCUCCCACAGCUGAAGGAUAGUAGCCAGUCCUGGAGAGAGCUCACUGUGGCUGGCAGAGUGCGCCGGGUCGCUGUGGGCUUCCUCAAGACCUGUGGUCUCCUGGGCAACCUGUAUUUCUUCAUCUGCUCCCUGGACAUCCUCAGCUCUGCCUUCCAGCUGCUGGGCAGCAAAGUGACAGGAGACAUCUUCAAAGACAACUUGGUGCUAGCCAACCCUGUGGCUGGCUUGGUCAUUGGCGUGCUGGUCACGAUCCUGGUGCAGAGCUCCAGCACGUCCUCGUCCAUCGUGGUCAGCAUGGUAGCCUCCAAGUUGUUGACCGUCCAUGCAUCAGUGCCCAUCAUCAUGGGCGUCAACGUAGGCACAUCUGUGACCAGCACCUUGGUCUCCAUGGCACAGUCAGGGGACCGAGAUGAGUUUCGCAGGGCCUUUGGUGGCUCAGCCUUGCAUGGCCUUUUCAACUGGCUCACUGUGCUGGUCCUGCUGCCCCUGGAGAGUGCAGUGGCCCCUCUGGAGAGGCUCAGCGCACUGGCUCUGAGUGCUGCCAUCCUGCAGCCAGGGGCACAAGCCCCCGACAUCCUCAAGGUGCUAACAGAGCCUCUCACACACCUCAUCAUUCAGCUGGACAAGGACCUGCUUACAAGCAGCGCCACAGGGAACGUCACCAACAGCAGCCUCAUUAAGCAGUGGUGUGGCACCAGGUCACAUGUGCCCGAGGACAGCAAUACCUGUGACACCGCUGGAUGCCCCCAGAGGAACAGCACAGCCCCUGAUGACAGGCUGCUCUGCCACCACCUGUUUGUGGGCACAACACUCACGGACCUAGCUGUGGGUUUCAUCCUCCUGGCUGGCUCCCUGCUCGUGCUCUGCACCUGCCUGGUCCUCAUUGUGAAGCUGCUCAACUCGGUGCUGCGGGGCCGCAUUGCCCAGGCCGUGCGGACCAUUAUCAAUGCUGACUUCCCCUUCCCAUUUGGCUGGCUCAGUGGCUACCUGGCUAUUCUGGUGGCGGCAGGCCUGACCUUCGUGGCUCAGAGCAGCAGUGUCUUUACGGCUGCCAUCGUGCCCCUGAUGGGAGUUGGCGUGAUCACCAUGGAGCGGGCCUACCCUUUGUUCCUGGGCGCCAACAUCGGCACUACCACCACGGCCUUGCUGGCUGCACUGGCCAGCCCAUCAGACAUGCUGCUCAGUGCCCUCCAGGUGGCCCUCAUCCACCUCUUCUUCAACCUGGCGGGCAUCCUGCUGUGGUAUGUUGUGCCGGCGCUCCGGCUGCCCAUCCCGAUGUCCAAGCGCUUUGGAGACCUGACCGCCCGCUACCGCUGGGUGGCCAUCGCCUACUUGUUGCUCAGCUUCCUUCUGUUGCCCCUGGCAGCCUUCGGGCUCUCCCUGGCGGGCAGCACGGUGCUGGCUGCAGUCGCAGGGCCCCUGGUGGGGCUGCUGCUCUUGGUCCUGCUGAUUAACAUGCUGCAGAGACACAGGCCGGCCUGGCUGCCCCGUAGGCUGCGGUCCUGGGCCUGGCUGCCCUACAGCCUACGCUCACUGGAGCCCUGGGACCGCCUGGUCACCCGAUGCUGUCCGUGUCAGGCCUGCCGCAGCCCUCACCCUGACAGCAAGGAGGCCCACUGCUAUGAGAACCCUGAGGUCCUGGUCUCCCAGCAUCUGUGA